UGAACGUAAACUCGUUUCAGACGACGAAUGAAAUUGACGGGUUAUGUUUGCAAAGUGUUCAGGGACCUAAUUUGUCAAACAGACAAUGAUCUCAAAUAGUUAGAAUUUAUACAGUUAGAGCUUUAAAAAAGGCAUGACAUAGCAUAGAAAACAUCACACCGAUUUCAAGCGGGUGUCUGGGAAGAACAAAGGAAGAAUGUCUCAUCGAAAAGGGUCGAAGCCGAUGCUUGGAGAUGUGAGCAUCUACAACUACGCGGACGCGCAGGUGGCGUCGAGGAGAGGCCGGCUGUCCAAGGCCGUGACGACGCCCAUCGCGGAAGUGGAGCGGCUGAAUAGGAGGGGAGAUGGUUUACGAUGGGAGCAGCGGCAGCAACGUUUGGACGACACAGACGCGGACGAGGAUUUUGAAGCCAGAGUUACAUCUAGAUCCAGGACUCUCCAGAAUGAUGACGCUCCGAAACCGUUUCUUGUUCUUCCCAUGGACAUUUGGUUUGCCAUUGGCGAUCACAUUCCUCCUGAAAGUGUGAAGGCCUUUGCAUGCAUUUGCAAGGACACACAAAAAGUUACAAACAGUGCUCGGUUUUGGUUUGGAUUGUACAGAAGGUUCUAUGACCCAGCUCACCUACAAACUUUACCAAGUAGGUUACAACCAGAAAAAAUGAAGGCUGUUCAAGGACUGAAGGCCUCUGUUAUUCAAUCUCUAUUUAUUAUGUAUCCUCCAUUCAUUGAAAGACUGAAACCAAGGCCUGGUAAAAUUUAUGACUUACAACCCAUUCUAAGACGGAAAUGUAUCAGUACAUGGUAUACACAGAAAGGAAAAAUAUGGACCUAUUGGUUCAAACUGAAACAAAUAAAUGUACGUGUGGGAAGAGGAUUGUCUUUACUGAGUCAUGGUAACAAGAAGUUGCUUCAGAUGGAGCAAGAUUUGGCAACUAAUGAAGAAAAGGACAGCAAAGUUCUUCAAGUCUCAUGCUCUCAGUACCUACCACUGCCUGCUGUACAUGGUCUCCUCCUGAAGAAAGCUCUCAUCACGGUCUCUCAAGACAUGAUGGCUCAUAAACUUACCCUCACCUUUGACUCUACAGACAUUGUUAUCGACCCUGCCUCUAAUAUUCAAAUUUUAGAUUGGUGGCAUCCUCAGUACCCCCACACUGUGUAUCAGCUUGUGAAGAAGAAUAUCACACUCUCUCUUCAGGAUAAAGACAACAAUAAUGUAGAGGCUGGGCUGCUAAUUGAUCACUGGUACAACGUUUAGGAGUAGAAGGAGUGGUAUGCAGUGGUAUGUACCUUAAUAACUGCCUUAAAUGUCAAGUAAUUUGAAAAAAAAAUGUGAUUGUGUUUUAGAUGUAUGAGACUUGUGGGCAAGUACUCAUGAGUUUUAGUUUAAGAAAUUCCCUUACAUUGGGGUAUCUAGUUCAGAAAAUUGUGAUAAACAUACAAUUGUAAGCUGAUUUGUCGAAGAGUUGCUAAUUUGCAUACAUGCGUUAGAAUUUCUUGAGUAAAGAAUUCCUGAUUGUGUUUUUUUUUUCUCACUGAAGAAGAUUAAUGUUACUGGUUACCUUAAGUUGAAUGAUGCAUCAAUUUUUAAUUGUAGUCGUGGCUAAUCCCUUAUACUGUAAUUAAUUAUGAAUAGCCUAUUUGAGGAUCUAAAACAACUUGGUUACAAAACUUUGCCUGGGAUGCAAAUCAUAGCUUGUAGUGUUUUUAUUCCUUUUCUGUUUGCCAUAAUACAAAUACUCUGUAUCUGAGCCAUAUACUAGGAACCUUGCUGUGGCCACAUUUUUUGUCUCUCCUUCCUUUUUUACAGGGUUUGAUUCUCCUCGGAAAUGUUCUGUUUGCAAAGGACCAUUGUUAAUCAGACAUAUUGUAUUCUAUAAAUACUGCCAAUUCAAUAUCAAGAGUAUGUAUGCUCAUGUAAUUACUAAAACAUACAUUUAAACAUUUUUGUAUAUAUACUGUGUGUCCUAGGGCCUACCCUCAUUCCAACAAUUUAGUUUACCAGCUGUUAUUGUCUAGUUCAUAAUUCCAAUUUUACUACGCAUUGUUUCAAUUUGUGUGCAGCUGUUACAAUGGGAAAGCCCUUUGGAAAACAAUCUCUUUGCCAUGUAUGUAUCAUUCUGUGUUUGACUUUCUAUGAAGCUGGACCUUCAUAAAGAUUGGAUAAUGUGUGUACUGUGUGAUCCAAUAGUUCUCUAAAUAUUCAAUACACCUUUUUGGCAACAACUUUGAAUCAUGAAAUUUUUUAAUUUCCCAUGAUUCAAAGUGAAAAUCUCAAUGGUAAAUCAUACUUACCUGUGAUCUUAGUCUACUUUUUCUUGUUAAAGGUGUUUCUUUCUGAAAACCCACUUUCCAUUGUACUUAUUGUAGUGAAUUUCUAGGGUUGCUUUUGUGAAAAAGUGGGUUUAGAAAGUCACACAUUUUAUGAUGGCCUGUUAUUGUGAUGCUUGUGACAGUUUGUUUUUGUACUUAAAGUGUAUAAAUCGAGGCAUAUCUACCCUCGCAAUUAAAAAAGAUAUACUACCAAUUAAA
This is a messenger RNA of Thrips palmi, 2529 nucleotides long. RefSeq names its product transmembrane protein 183 (gene fsd). Gene Ontology annotation, molecular function: protein binding. Gene Ontology annotation, cellular component: SCF ubiquitin ligase complex. Gene Ontology annotation, biological process: regulation of protein stability. NCBI's taxonomy places the organism in Eukaryota, Metazoa, Arthropoda, Insecta, Thysanoptera, Thripidae. The coding region runs from base 197 to 1255 and encodes 352 amino acids. The transcript is spliced from 7 exons. The record is from RefSeq and is a predicted model, not a curated record.